This is a messenger RNA of Pseudonaja textilis, 2426 nucleotides long. RefSeq names its product solute carrier family 35 member F5 (gene SLC35F5). The record is from RefSeq and is a predicted model, not a curated record. NCBI's taxonomy places the organism in Eukaryota, Metazoa, Chordata, Lepidosauria, Squamata, Elapidae. Gene Ontology annotation, cellular component: membrane.
CCCUCGAUUCACUUCGGCCCAGGCAACCGGCCAAGUCCUCGGCCGAGUCAGCUGGGACGGCGAGAGCGGGGCAGAGGAGAGGGGCUGGCCACCAUCUUUGGGAAAACGGGGCUCCGGUCGAGUGAGGGAGCGAGCGAGCGAGCCAGCCAGCCAACGCACGGGACGGAGAGGUGCUCCCGCAGAGAUAUUUGAAAGUAACUACAUCGAACAGUACUGGAAGACCUGCCACUACCAUGGCAACAAAAUAUCUCAAAAACGCUCAAGAAUAUAGAUAAAAAAGUGUUCCAUGGGAUAUGUCUGUGUCAUGUUUACAAAAAUCUAGAAGGAGAUACUCUUCAUCUUUACAUGAUGCCAUGAAGCUCAUUGAAGUCCAGUCAUUAUUUUAUUCUUAAAAGGUUAGAGAACAGAUUGAUCAUUGGUUUACAUUUUUGCUGUACUUUAAUAUUUGAAUGCCUGUCCCACCCAGUUCCUGGAGGAUAAAGCCUGUUUCAGUUCAUUUAAAAGACUCGUUGUCACUGCUGUUGUUUGACAAGUUACAAAUGGUUUGGAUUUUUAUCAUGAAUCGGAUGAACCCGCAAAGCAGUUCUCUGACUCAGCGUAAGCGAAUGGCUCUUGGCAUUGUCAUUCUUCUUCUGGUUGAUGUCAUAUGGGUUGCUUCUUCCGAACUCACAUCGUAUGUUUUUACUAUGUACAAAAAACCGUUCUUCAGUACGUUUGCAAAAACAUCCAUGUUUGUUCUUUACCUCUUGGGAUUCAUCAUCUGGAAACCAUGGAGGCAACAGUGUACGCGUGGGCUUCGUGGAAAGCAUGCAGCUUUUUUUGCAGAUGCUGAAAGUUAUUUUGCCACUUGUACAACUGACAAUACUGUGAAUAGUUCUUUGAGUGAACCUUUGUACGUUCCUGUAAAGUUUCAUGAUUUGCCAAGUGAAAAAAGUAGCAGCAUUAACAAUGAUGCUGAAAAAACUCCCAAAAAACCUCGUGUAAGAUUCAGUAACAUUAUGGAGAUUCGACAACUCCCAGCAAGUCAUGCACUGGAAGCAAAGCUGUCUCGUAUGUCUUACCCAACAGUUAAAGAGCAGGAUUCAAUAUUAAAAGCUGUAGGGAAGCUUACUGCACCUCAAGUAGCCAAAAUCAGCUUUUUCUUUUGCUUUGUGUGGUUCUUGGCAAAUUUCUCUUAUCAAGAAGCACUUUCAGACACUCAAGUGGCAAUAGUUAACAUUCUGUCAUCAACCUCUGGAUUAUUUACCUUAAUCCUUGCUGCAGUGUUUCCAAGUAAUAGUGGAGAUAGAUUUACCCUCUCAAAAUUGUUAGCUGUCAUUUUAAGCAUUGGAGGUGUUGUUAUGGUGAAUUUGUCUGGAUCUGAGAAAUCUUCAGGAAGAGAUACAAUAGGGUCUCUCUGGUCUCUGAUGGGAGCUGUGCUGUAUGCAAUCUAUAUAGUUAUGAUAAAACGAAAAGUUGACAGAGAAGAUAAGCUCGAUAUUCCAAUGUUUUUUGGUUUUGUUGGCUUGUUUAAUUUGCUGUUGCUUUGGCCAGGCUUCUUUCUACUUCAUUAUACUGGAUUUGAAGUCUUUGAAUUUCCCAAUAAAUUAACCUUAAUGUGCAUAGUCAUUAAUGGCCUUGUUGGAACUGUUCUGUCUGAAUUCCUCUGGUUGUGGGGCUGCUUUCUUACCUCAUCACUGAUAGGAACACUUGCCCUGAGCCUUACAAUACCUCUGUCCAUAAUUGCUGACAUAUGCAUGCAAAAGGUCCAGUUUUCUUGGUUAUUUUUUGCAGGGGCAAUCCCUGUAUUUUUUUCCUUUUUCAUUGCAACACUUUUAUGUCACUACAACAAUUGGGAUCCAGUAAUGGUGGGAAUUAGAAGAGUUUUUGUAUUUAUCUGCCGAAAGCAUCGUAUUCAGAGAACAUCUGAAGAAAGUGAGCAAUGUGAAAGUCUCAUUGCAGUUCAUAAUGUUUCCCAAGAAGAUGGAGAAUGUGGUUGUUCUUAGGCAACAGCGUAAGAUGUCAUGAAAACUCAGCGAAGAGACAAUCACUUGGAAAGUCCUUAUGGAAUCAUGUUUCAGUACCUCCUCUGAAUCUUUAAAUGUUUCAGUUCUUUUGAAACUUAAAAAUAUACAGAUUCUUUUUCAGUUUCCAGUAUUUAACCAGUUAGAGGAAAUGCCAAUCCUUUACGAAACCAGCUUGCCUUAAAGAACUCAGCUGGUGAAAUUACUUGACAAAUCAAAGAGAAUGCUGUUCUAGUGAUUUUCUUUUAAAAAAAGAAAACAUUCAUAUUUUUGUUGAGUACUGGAUAUUUUUACAAAUACUUUUCAUUUUCUGUAAAAAGUCAUAAUUUUGUAAAAAAUUUCAAAUGGAAAGAUAAAACAUCAGUUUACCUGUAAUAGGUACGAAUUAUCACUUUGUGAUGUAUAAACUCUACUUGAAUAAUG